UGCGCUUGACAUUUUCGGUCCCACGCAGUUUUCUCCGACAGUCUCUCACGAAAGUUGAUCUAAGCUAAUAAAUCGUCGCUCUUGGGCUCAAUGCUGUCUCGGUUAGUGCCAUUGUACCUAGUACUGGAUCAGUUGCUAUCCCAAUUAUCCAUUACAAAGCGGUAAAAUCAACUUUCAUAGUCCCUUGAUAGAUCUUUUGAUCAUCCUUCACUAUCGUAUACUAGGUCUCAGAAGCAACUUACAAUCACAAUAUACCGCCACUGUUCUAAUAGUGGGUCUUAUACAUGACUUCGUCUCUCAGCAUCAUGAUAUUUGUCGAAGGAAACUGUAUCUGAUUAUCGCAGAGAUCCAGAAAAUCACGAAAUUUUCAAUCAUGAUAGUUGCCCUAUGACUUACCCGUCGCUUGACUCCGGUACCUCCAUUGCAUUCAAAUUAUCCUCUCCCUCCGCUUUCCCUAUUGUCCUCCUUUCCAAGUAAUGGCGGCCAAUGCCCAGCUUGAUUCCGAUGCCCUCGAGUUCAUCGUUGAAUUAUUCGAUGCGAUCCUUAUCAGCACGUUUGUCUUGCUCGGUUUGACGUGCAUAACAGCGAAACUUUCUUCACGUAUAACAAGGUCAAAAACAUGGUUUCUGUUCAUCGGAAGUACAAUGUUCUGGUGUGGCGCAUACCUGUUAUUGCUUGGCCGGCAGGGCAAUCAGGAGCCUCCUUUUGGUAUCUGCAUCUUGCAGUCAGCCCUCGGCUAUGCUGCCAAUCCAUUCACCACAAUCUCCGCAUUGGGCCUGGUGCUCGAGCUACACAUGAAGCUUAAUAUCCUAUCGAUCUCAGAUAGAAAGAUGAAGCAGUGGCGGUCUUGGUUACUCGCAAUACCCCCUGCCGUUGGUAUCGUUGUCUUUUUUUAUGUUAUAGCUGUCGGAGUUGCCCACCCAGAAGCUGUGCAGCGAGAUGCGAGCCGCAUUUUCUGUCAUAUUGCUUUCAUAGAUGGAUUUGGCCCAGGACAACCGUACAUCAUAAGUACCAUAACGACAAUGCUACCCGACACCUUUGUGUUUAUCUUCUCUAUUCUCGUUGCUAUCAAAGUUUGCAUCACCAAACGUAGACUCGGGCGCGCAAUUCCGACAAGUAAUACCUCAGUUACAGUAUCCUUGGUCAUACGUGUGAUAGCACUUACAGUUCUUCUCUCCAUCGGUAAUGUGAUGGGAAUAACCAGUCUUGUAAUGGAUCCCAACUCGUCAGCCAUAGGAUGGAACUUGGCUUUAACCUUGAUGCCCGUAUCCGUCUUACUACUCUUUGGCACACAAAAGGACUUAUUGCAUGCCUGGUGUCGCCGAAAUAAAACCAGUAGAGGGGAUACGACCAAGCUGUCAAAAGAUAUAGAGAUGGCCAAUGUGCGACCGUCCCCAAGUCGUGUAGACUUGUUACAACCUCGCAGCAGUGAAGAAAGAUGAGAAGCUUAGGGCGAUAAUCUUUCUCUCUCUCGGUAGCAAUUCCUCUCAAGGUCAAUGUAUCAUAUGUUGACAUACAUAAUUUCAUGGAACGACUUAUUCCAAAUUACGAACUGUUACGACACAUGAACUAUAUCGCAUCUAGAGGCAAUGUAUAUGUGAUAGGUUAAAAAUACACGGGUGUGGAAGGAAAUGAAUAUAAAUAUAAGGAGU
Molecule: messenger RNA, 1652 nt
Organism: Desarmillaria tabescens
Lineage: Eukaryota; Fungi; Basidiomycota; Agaricomycetes; Agaricales; Physalacriaceae
Exons: 11
Coding region: 477-1442 (321 amino acids)
Source: RefSeq, a predicted model, not a curated record